Papilio polytes (common Mormon) is the source of this 4419-nucleotide messenger RNA. RefSeq lists its product as uncharacterized. The record is from RefSeq and is a predicted model, not a curated record. Gene Ontology annotation, cellular component: postsynaptic specialization; glutamatergic synapse. Lineage: Eukaryota; Metazoa; Arthropoda; Insecta; Lepidoptera; Papilionidae. The annotation marks the transcript as partial. The transcript has 8 exons. Gene Ontology annotation, molecular function: molecular adaptor activity. Gene Ontology annotation, biological process: signaling.
ACACAAAAUUUGAACGAUUGUGAUAAAAAUAGAUAUUUUCGCUUUUAUUUAAAACUUAAAAUACAAGUGUAUGCCAGGUUUCAAAGAAAAAGAAAUAAAUAUAUUGCGGCGUGCUACAGCGAUUUACCUGAUGAGGAUGAUAAGAAGACCCCUGUCCUACUUUUAGGAGUCAACAAGAUAUCAGAUUCCCCUUCCUUUGUCAGAAGAAGAUCGAUAGAUUCCCAUACUUCGGGUUCCAUUAGAUUCUUUCGGCCGCCAAAAUCAAAAUACACAAGAGGACUUCAUGGAGACGAAAGAUUGGAGAAAAUUAGGCAAGAUCUCUUAGUUCACAAACAUAAGCCUGAUAGGUACAUUCCAAGUACGACUCAUGAGGUGUCAGUACAACCUUCAUCCUGCCAAAGACCUUGUCUAAAAUUAAGCUGCGUGGGAAAUUGUAAUUGUGACAGAAAAAAAUCUUCGAACAGAGGAUCAUUCUCUUUUCAUAGACCUGAUAAUCGUCAGUCAUCACUUUGUCCAUCAGAACCUUACGGCAAACUAGAGGAAAAGAAAGAUUAUUCAGAAAACGAUAUCGAAUACAAAUAUACAGAAUACAUUCCAGAUACAGAACCAUCGAGUAGCAAACAGACAUCGUACAACGUGACACCAAAAUCUACAGAACGUAGGCAUUUCUUGCUAUCGAAUUUAAAUGAGAGAUUUCGCAAAACGCUUAGCUUAGAUUCACGUAAAAUUGAAACUAAUCGUGUCCCUUUAAGUCUGCCUCAGGAACAGCGACCAAAAUCUCUAGUUAAUACAAGUAAUAUAUGUGUACAUCAAUUUAAAUCUGGUGACCCUUUUAUACUACCAACUUUUGAUAAAACAAGUCAGCCAAAGAAAAAACGAAAAUCAUUUUUCUCGCUAGACACAUUCUUUGAUUCUAAAAAAUCUGACACGUCAUCCGUCGACGAUUACUGUUCCUCUAAGUAUAAACGUUUCGAGUUAGAGAGCGAUGAUUCGCCACUUUUUAGACGUGAUAUUUCCCAGCAGCAGCAAAGAGAAAAAACUCCUGAUUUAUUAAAUUUACCAGUCAUUAUAGAUUCGGUUCGAAAGAAGCAAUCGGAAACGAGACGUCAAUUGGAUAAGUUAGAAAGCCAUUUCUAUAAAAGUAUAAGCAAAACACAGACUGUUAUAGACGCGGUACCGAAAGACGCCACAGACGUACAAGGCCCAAGCGGACAUACCAAUCAUUUAUUCGUAUACGACGAUGACGUAGAAUACAUUGAACCUAUACGAAGUAAUUUUACCAGUCAAAGUACCUUAAUACUUGACAAGAACAUUCCAGGUGAAUUUACUUUAAAACCUGAUUCAACAUUGACUAUUAAUACUGAGGAUACUGACAUUAAACUACCAAGUUCUACUGUCUCGCCGAAAUCUAAUGAGGUGAGGAACUUUGAAAAUGAUUUAGACAGUAUUGGUGCUUAUGAAAUAGAAGUAAAAGAGGCAGAUCUACUAAAAGAUAAAAACAAGAAUCUGACUAUAAAAGUAAUGGACAAAUCGGUUGAUUCGAUUGGCAGUUGCUCCCUUGACGUCGAUGCUAGUACAGAUUUUUCAGAUACCACAUCUGGAAGCUUGAAUCUCCUGACGCCGUCGUCAACAAAUAGCCGCAUCAGAGACUUCACAUCUCGUAUACAGGAAAGGGCGGGCUCCACGCUGCAGCCGAGCUACCAGCCGACACCCACUCUCACACCCUCCAGGACACCAGACGACGUGACACCAACGCCCAAGAAAGACAAUCUAUUAAAACCACCACCCAAGCUCUAUGUUGAUUCCGGCAGCCACAGAUCACGCGCACAACAAAAGAAACGUGAAGAGCUACCACAAAAGAAACCUAGUUAUCUAAACCUAGCUUGCUCGGUCAACGGCUAUACAAAUCUAACAACAUAUGACUCCAAACUAAGACAAGACAUCAACAAGAGCCGAGAAGCAUCGCCAAUAAGACCAAUUACGCACACGUACCAAUACAAGAGCGAAAACAAUUCGUUACUUGUACCGGUUCCUAUCAGCGCAAACAAACUGCUUGUACCUACCUUCAUUCCUCAUGAUACUGAAGCUGAUUUGACAAAGAAAUCGCCUUCAAAGGCGCACAAAGAUCCUUACAUGUCGUCACCGUCCCAUGCCUACAUGGCCGCAGAGAAUAAACAACUAAAAAACGACUUCCUAGGCUCCAGUAUGACAACCACAACUACUAGGACAUAUGUAUCUAACGAAAAUAAAAAUUUCGCCGCAUCAAUGCUACACAAAGACGAAGUUGAUAAUGCAAAAGAUAUCAGUUUUAAAUCAAGUUAUUCGGAAUCUAAUUUUAGACAAUCAAUUACAACGAAUGGGAAGGACUCACGAUUUAGUGCUGAAUCUUAUACAAUAUCUUCCAAUGGUAUGUCUAAAAGGGUUGAAAUUACUAAAGAAAAUGGUGAAAAACUAACAAGUCCUAUGAAGAGUUUUAUCCAACAACGUGUAGAAAGACUGUACGGGCCGGGAGCGUUAGCACAAGGAUUCUUCAAUCAGAAACGACAUAAAUUUACAAGUCAAAGUGACGGGGAGUGGUCGAAAGUGUUAACGGAGAAAUCAUUAAAUUGUCCAGACAGAUGUCUCGGUCCGAGGAAAUCCUGUAGCAAUAUUGAGAAUGAGGAUAUGUUUUCUAGUCCUAAAGAAUCGGACUCGAGUGUUUUACCAGUUUUAAGACAUUUACGACCUGAGUUCCGAGCACAACUUCCUAUACUGUCUCCUAAGAAAAGCUUAAAAUGUGACCUAUCCCCUCAAAAGGAUGAAAACAUUCCAAAGCCGGAUAAGACUGAUAUUGAAGUUGAAGAUAAAAUAAGUGAUGUGUUGGUAACAAAUGGUGUAUCUGUGAUUACUUUAGACGAUGACAAGGAAGUGGCAAAUGACUCAGUGAACGGCAGUGCAAGUGUGAAUGGUGCUGACAAAGUUAACGGAGAUGUUAUUAAAGAUGCCCAUUAUUUCUUAGAUCUGGAAAAGAAGGAGACGGAGCGACUUAUUGCACUUGCAAUCACUGCUGAAAAGGAAUUGGAGAAUUUACAGAAUGACGAGAACAUCAGCGAGGAGGUAUUUGGGUUACUGCGAGCUGCGUCCGGCAAAGCCCGUCUAUUGGCCACGCAGAAGAUGCAACAAUUUGAAGGCCUCUGUUACAACAACAUCAACGAGCGUCAGGACGAGCCUUUCCCCACGACGUUACAGGACCUGCAGGGCUUCUGGGACAUGGUCCUUCUGCAGGUGCGCAACGUGGACGCACUCUACCAACACAUCGCCAACGUUAAAGCCAAUGGAUGGAAAGAGGUAGCAUCGCCGGUAUCGAAGCCAGCGAGCACGCAGCCCCGCGGGCGAGCGCGCGCUGCUCGCGGCAACAACGAGAAGUCUCAGAAAGCGAAGCUCGCGGCGGAGAAACGUGAGGCGGACCGCAAGGCGAUGUUGGAACAUAGGAGACGCAUGGCUCGCGAGCGGCAGCAGGCCCGAGUUGACCCCGCCGCCGCGCAACCCGCACACACACACCCAGACGGCGCUGCAACACAGGAGGUUGAAAUAUUUGUAGGCAAAAGCAACAAACCCGAUAAAGUUGUGUCACAGACAGACAGCACAAGCAACUUGUCCGGGGAGUCGGUGCAACUCAGCUGAUUUACUUGAAUUUAUUAUAUUGUAAUGCUUUGAUAAACCUCGGUCCCUUAUCACACUCAGACUCGUUUAAUGACCACUUAAACAGCACCUUAGUGUAGAUUUUACUAAAUCUACGCAAAGGUACUCGAUUAGUGGUCCUUUAACAAUUUUGAGUAUGGUAUUAUGUUGCCUGGAAUGAAUUAAUAACAUUAUUUUACAUUAUUUCUUUUAUUAAAUGACAAAUCUUGUGAAGUAAUUUAUUUAAUCUAGUUUUAUAUUUUUUUAUUUAUUUUUUAAACUCAAUUUUAUGAUGUCAAUUGUUUCGUAUUUUAAAGCAAAAAGAAAUGAAGCUGUGAAUUUUUAAAUUAAAUUGUUUGUUCCAAGGCAAUAUAAUAAAAUAUAAAUCCAUGAUUGAUAGAUUAAUAUAAUAAUUUCGGCUCAAUAAUAAAUGAUAGUGAUAAUUCUUUUAAGAUUUUUUGUAUCUGUUGUCCUCAAUGUGUAUUUUAAGUAAAUAUUAACCGACAUUAAAUACUUGGCAAAUAUUGGAACUAACAUUUAAUAUGUACAAAUAAUUUUGCCCAAUAACUUAGCGUCUAUCGUGUAAGUCUUUCGAAUUGUAAUUUAUAUGUAAUUGGGAGAAAUGUUAUGUUAGUUUAGUGUUAUGUAAUAUACAGGAUACUCAAAUACAUUAAAUUUAUAAUAUUCUCCUCUAUUUCUAAUUUUAUUUUAUUAUUUUUAUGUUUAAAUUACUUAUGUCUGAAUAAAUUAUUUUUAAUC